This is a messenger RNA of Ochotona curzoniae (black-lipped pika), 3614 nucleotides long. It is a transcript of the gene ZBED6, whose product is annotated as zinc finger BED-type containing 6. Bases 205 to 3006 code for a protein of 933 amino acids. Gene Ontology annotation, cellular component: nucleus. Gene Ontology annotation, molecular function: protein dimerization activity; DNA binding. The record is from RefSeq and is a predicted model, not a curated record. Lineage: Eukaryota; Metazoa; Chordata; Mammalia; Lagomorpha; Ochotonidae. The transcript has a single exon.
UACUGUGCAGCUGUGUGUCAACUUGAGUAGUGGACCCACCGGCCAGUCCUGGAAUGCGAUUUGGAGACACAGAGAAUGGGCUUGUGUGUCAGUUUCCUCACUCUCCCGGGGUAGAAAAAGCAGGACUUUUAGUGGUGCUGGAAUUUUGGGAUGUGUUUUGAUUCAUUCUAAUGCAGAUGAAGACACCUUGGUAAAGGGAAAAAAAUGGUGGCAGAGGCAGUGGAUAGAGAGGCAAAACUGCCUGGUAAAAAGAAGAAAAAGAAGGGUUUGCGCAUUAAGGGGAAAAGGCGCCGAAAGAAGCUGAUCUUAGCCAAGAAGUUCAGUAAGGACUUGGGGUCUGGGAGGCCCGAGGCAGACAGCCCUGCCUUGCUGGCCUCCAGUGCCCCUGGGCAGGAGGAAGAAGGCCUUUUUGAGAAUGGCAUAGAGAAGCAGAUUUACCUCCCAAGUACCAGAGCCAAGACUUCCAUUGUGUGGCACUUCUUCCAUGUGGACCCCCAGUAUACCUGGCGGGCUAUUUGCAACCUUUGUGAGAAAAGUGUCAGCAGGGGUAAGCCAGGCAGCCAUCUCGGCACCUCCACUCUCCAGAGGCAUCUACAGGCACGGCAUUCGCCUCACUGGACCAGGGCCAACAAAUUCGGGGUCACCAGUGGGGAGGAGGACUUCAGCUUGGAUGUGUCUCUGUCUCCCUCUUCUCCUGGAAGCAAUGCAAGCUUUGACUAUAUUUCCACUGACCCAUUAGAUGAUAGCAGAAUGGGUGAGAAACGUGGUAAAUCGGCAUCUGAUGCCCUGAGGGCAGAGAGAGGGAGAUUUCUGAUCAAAAGUAAUCUUGUCAAGCAUGCCUUAAUUCCCGGAACGAGGGCCAAGACAUCAGCAGUGUGGAAUUUUUUUUACACGGAUCCCCAGCACAUUUCAAGAGCUGUGUGUAACAUAUGCAAAAGGAGUGUGAGCCGUGGGAGACCAGGCUCCCACUUAGGAACGUCAACCCUUCAGAGACACCUGCAGGCCACACAUCCCAUCCAUUGGGCUGUUGCCAACAAAGACAGUGGCGCUGCCGGAAAUGGCUCGGAUGAGGCCGAGACCGAGAGCAGUGACAUCCUGAGUGAUACCGUCCAAGGGGAGAAGUCCACCGGCAGCCAGGACCUAACAGCCGAAGACCUCAGCGACUCUGACAUCGAUGAGCCUCCAGUGUUGGAGGCUGAGAACAGAGCCGAGAGUCCUGUUGCUGUGGUGGAAUCAGUCCCAGUGAUACAGAUGCAGGAGAAGCAGACAGCAGGUGCUGCCAACCCAGGCCCCCGUCAAAUAAGCCAGGCGGUCAUCCAGAUGAUCGUGGAGGAUCUGCACCCUUACAGCUACUUCUGCACUCCCGCCUUUCAGAGGUUCUUGCAGCUUGUGGCCCCUGACUACAGGUUGCCAUCAGAGACUUACUUUUUCACCCAGGCUGUACCUCAGUUGUAUGAUUCCGUCAGAGAAAAAAUUUUCUUGACCCUAGAGAAUGUCCAAAGCCAGAAGAUCCACUUGACUGUUGACCUGUGGACCCAUGACCCAUCCACUGACUAUUUCAUUGUGACUGUGCACUGGGUCUCUUUGGAAACUGCCGCCUCUCCCAAUCAUGGCAGGAUCCCCAAUUUUAGAAAGUGGGCAGUGCUUUGUGUUACAGGUUUAGCCAAAGACUGUUUGAUAACCAACAUUUUACAAGAAUUGAAUGACCAGAUUGGUCUGUGGCUUUCUCCUAAUUUCCUUGCCCCUGGCUUCAUUGUUUCUGACAAUUCCUCAAGUGUGGUACAUGCAAUCAAAGAUGGUGGGUUUACCCACGUGCCGUGCUUCCUACAUUGUUUGAAUAUAGUCAUUCAGGACUUUUUCUGUGAGCACAAAAGCAUUGAGAAUAUGUUAGUGGCUGCUAGGAAAACAUGUCAUCAUUUUACCCAUUCCAUCAAGGCCCGUCAGAUACUGCAAGAGUUCCAAAAUGAUCACCAACUUCCAUGGAAGAAUUUGAAGCAGGAUGAAGCUGGCCAUUGGAUUUCUACCUUUUACAUGCUGAAGUGGCUGUUGGAGCAUUGCUACUCUGUUCACCAUAGUCUUGGUAGAGCCAGUGGAGUUGUACUGACGUCCCUUCAGUGGACCCUAAUGACUUACGUUUAUGAUAUUCUUAAGCCGUUUGAGGAAGCCACUCAGAAAGUGAGUGUGAAGGUGACAGGAUUGAAUCAGGUGCUGCCCUUAAUCCACCAUCUGCUUCUUUCCUUGCGGAAACUCAGAGGAGAUUUUCAAGUCAGGGGUAUCAGUCAGGCUCUCAGUCUGGUGGACAGUCUGUCUCUGAAACUUGAAACUGACACCCUGCUAAGUGCCAUGCUCAAGUCCAAGCCCUAUAUCUUGGCUACUUUGUUAGAUCCUUGCUUUAAAAACAGCUUGGAAGACUUUUUCCCUCAAGGUGCUGAUUUAGAAACUUACAAACAAAUCCUUGCAGAAGAGGUUUGUAAUUACAUGGCAUCUUCACCAGAGGUCUGCCAGGUUGCAGGUUCAGAAGGGUCUGGUCCGUUAGUUACAGCAGGAGGCGAGUGCUUUGCCUCCUCUGUAAAAGGUGCUUCCAGUUCCCUUCCCAUUGGUAGCUUAGCUACAGACAAUGUUGCCAUUGGAAACAAAAGUUUCAUGUUGCCUUCUGCCAUAGCCAUAGUGGAGGAGUACUUCAAAGAGAAGUAUUCUGAGCUCUCCUGCGGGGAUGACCCUUUGGUUUACUGGCAGGGGAAGGUGAGCGUCUGGCCAGCUUUGAGCCAAGUUGCCAUUCAGUAUCUAAGUUGUCCCAUGUGUAGUUGGCAGUCUGAAUGUAUCUUUACUACAAAUAGCCACUUUCAUCCAAAGCAGAUCAUGAGCCUGGACUUUGACAAUAUAGAACAGCUGAUGUUUCUGAAAAUGAACUUGAAAAAUGUUAACUAUGAUUAUUCUACGUUGGUUCUGAGUUGGGAUUCUCAGAAUGAAGCUGUUCAAAGCAGUGAAAAAGAAAUAUUACCUUAAUUUUUUCCCUUUACUCCAUUUAAAAUGGCAGCUCCUUGAUGUUACCAUAUCCAUACUGUUCUAUAUAGACAUGCUAAUAACUUUAUAAAACAAAUGCGAGGAAGCCCGAGAGAAUUCCUCGGAGGCAAGAUGAUGCCGACAAAAUAAAGAUUAGUUUUAAAAACUUCACAGUUGUGAUCUAGUGUAGUUAGCACUUGAAAUUUUUACAUUAAUUGGGAGAGAAAGUAUAUAUUUUUUAAUUAAAAAAUAUAGUGCAGCAUUGAAAAGCCUUAGGCUGUUUCUGGCUGGUGGAUUGAACUGGUAAUUGGUUUUAAGUAAGAAUUUCCCCUAUAUGGGAAGUUUGAUUAUUCAGAAACCAAGAAAAUGAGAAAAAAGCCUACUAAGAUGGAAUUAUCUGCUCCCUCCCCCCAUCCAUAAUUUUCUUUCUUUAAAAACCUUGAUCCUUGUAACUUGGCAAAAGUAAAAUCUACAAGAUUAUUUUAUAAUUGGGUAUUUACAAUUGCCUCCUCAUACUGGUCAGUUUCAUGCUUUCAGAUUACUGAAUGUGAUAGUAGUUACCCUUUAAGUUUAGGAUUGGAUCUGUGGAAAAGGAAAAUAGAAACCAGUUA